Messenger RNA from Emiliania huxleyi CCMP1516, 2546 nucleotides. RefSeq lists its product as hypothetical. Lineage: Eukaryota; Haptophyta; Isochrysidales; Noelaerhabdaceae. Gene Ontology annotation, molecular function: diguanylate cyclase activity; protein binding. Gene Ontology annotation, cellular component: plasma membrane. The record is from RefSeq and is a predicted model, not a curated record. The transcript has 3 exons. The coding region runs from base 1 to 2523 and encodes 840 amino acids. Gene Ontology annotation, biological process: cell adhesion involved in single-species biofilm formation; negative regulation of bacterial-type flagellum-dependent cell motility.
AUGGGCGCGUGCGGUUCACGGAGUGUCGGCGCCGAUAUGCAAGAGGGUGAGCAGGUCACGCAGGAAGAGGGCAGCGAGCUUUCGUACGCGUUGCCUGUCGCGCACAAAGCGAACAAGCAGGGCAUCGCUCUCUGCGACGCGUGCGCCGGCACGGACGUCGAGGCUGUUCGCCAGCUGCUGGAUGCGGGCGCGCCUAUCGACUACUGGGACGCAGACAACAUGCCACCGCUCGCAUCGGUGCUAACCGCGGCGCAGUACAUGAUGACGGAGAUGCAGCUCGAAGGCACCUCCGCCGAAGAAUGCAACUUCGCUGCGCGAGAGGCCAUCUUCGCGCUGCUCAUCGAGAAGAGCAGUCCUGCCGUGCUGGAUCAGGUGUACUCUCUGGGCGACCCGUCGGACAACCUCAGUCUCCACUCGACCGCGUUGCACACCGCGUUCCAGGCCGGCUUCCUGGACGAGGCCAAUCUGUUGAUCGACCACGGCGCCUCCGGCAACAUUCCAGCCAAGAUGCUCCCAGACAAGGUUUUCACAGCCAUCGAGUUGGUCAUGAGUUCCGGGCCGCAAAGCCCGGAGUUCUUUGACACCUCCCAGCGGAUCAUGUGGCGACUGGACGGGUGGACGCCGCUGCACGCCGCUGCCGUGUGGGGCAAGACGGAGAAAUUUAUUGAGCUGCUCGAGGCUGGAGAGGUGGACACGCAGGCUCGCACGAAGACGCAGCAGCUGACGGCGAUGGAGCUCGCCAAGCUCGGUGGGACUGACUUCGGGACCACCGGCAAGAACAUGGAGGCGGUGUUGGAGACGUGGGAGGAGCAGCGGCUGGACGGGCUGACGAAGCUGCUGAACAAGGGAGCGUUCCUGGACGACGUAGCGAAGCUGGAAGCGCGCGGCAUCGAUCCAGCGUUCUUCUCGAUCGACAUCCAGGGCUUCAAGGGCGUGAACGACACCAUCGACCACGUCGCAGGCGAUGGCGCGCUCCACCACUACGCCGCUCUGCUGAGCUCGGUGGUGAAGGAGGCUAGUACCGAGGAGAUGAAGGGGGUGGUGUACCGCACUGGCGGAGACGAGCUGUCGGUGAUCUGGAGCAAGGCCUCAGGGGCGCCACGCGACGGGUUCCGCCACAAGGUCGAAGCCGUCGCACAGACCCUGGCGAAGGUCGACCACGUGGUGAAGGGCGAGAAGGACGGCAUGGCCGUCGAGGCUCCCACGUUCCUUCGGAUCGGAGUCGGGCCGACCCACCACCUUGCCGAUCAGGCGGAGACCGAGAUCCGGUCGCAAGUGUACAUGAAGGCCUUUGGUUCCCUCGAUGCGCGCGGGCAGAUGGUUAGCCGAUCAGAUGCCCGGCUCGAGGGUGUGGCCAUGUGGAUGGCUGUGUGGGAGGGCGGCCCGGAGGCCGCGACGCCUGCACCUGCAGAAGCGGUGGUCGUGAAGGCCACUGAUGACCAGGCUGACAUCGCGGUUGACGGCGCCGAUAUGCAAGAGGGUGAGCAGGUGUACUCUCUGGGCGACCCGUCGGACAACCUCAGUCUCCACUCGACCGCGUUGCACACCGCGUUCCAGGCCGGCUUCCUGGACGAGGCCAAUCUGUUGAUCGACCACGGCGCCUCCGGCAACAUUCCAGCCAAGAUGCUCCCAGACAAGGUUUUCACAGCCAUCGAGUUGGUCAUGAGUUCCGGGCCGCAAAGCCCGGAGUUCUUUGACACCUCCCAGCGGAUCAUGUGGCGACUGGACGGGUGGACGCCGCUGCACGCCGCUGCCGUGUGGGGCAAGACGGAGAAAUUUAUUGAGCUGCUCGAGGCUGGAGAGGUGGACACGCAGGCUCGCACGAAGACGCAGCAGCUGACGGCGAUGGAGCUCGCCAAGCUCGGUGGGACUGACUUCGGGACCACCGGCAAGAACAUGGAGGCGGUGUUGGAGACGUGGGAGGAGCAGCGGCUGGACGGGCUGACGAAGCUGCUGAACAAGGGAGCGUUCCUGGACGACGCAGCGAAGCUGGAAGCGCGCGGCAUCGAUCCAGCGUUCUUCUCGAUCGACAUCCAGGGCUUCAAGGGCGUGAACGACACCAUCGACCACGUCGCAGGCGAUGGCGCGCUCCACUACUACGCCGCUCUGCUGAGCUCGGUGGUGAAGGAGGCUAGUACCGAGGAGAUGAAGGGGGUGGUGUACCGCACUGGCGGAGACGAGCUGUCGGUGAUCUGGAGCAAGGCCUCAGGGGCGCCACGCGACGGGUUCCGCCACAAGGUCGAAGCCGUCGCACAGACCCUGGCGAAGGUCGACCACGUGGUGAAGGGCGAGAAGGACGGCAUGGCCGUCGAGGCUCCCACGUUCCUUCGGAUCGGAGUCGGGCCGACCCACCACCUUGCCGAUCAGGCGGAGACCGAGAUCCGGUCGCAAGUGUACAUGAAGGCCUUUGGUUCCCUCGAUGCGCGCGGGCAGAUGGUUAGCCGAUCAGAUGCCCGGCUCGAGGGUGUGGCCAUGUGGAUGGCUGUGUGGGAGGGCCACGAGGAUCCCAAACGUGAGCUGUAGUGUGCAGCAUGUUUUGGCUUUUG